Molecule: messenger RNA, 3740 nt
Organism: Armigeres subalbatus
Lineage: Eukaryota; Metazoa; Arthropoda; Insecta; Diptera; Culicidae
Exons: 2
Coding region: 1537-2859 (440 amino acids)
Biological process (GO): DNA integration
Molecular function (GO): nucleic acid binding
Source: RefSeq, a predicted model, not a curated record
AAUGUUGAAUUAGGUUUAAAUGAUGCAUUUGAUAUCAUUGUUGUUUGUUGAAAAUAACAGGAUGAUUUGUUGCAGUGAUGUGUACCUUAAAAUAAUUUAAAUGUACAUUCCGUGUAUUUUAUGGUAACAUAAUUUAUAGCGAACGGUAAUGACCGAUACCGUUCUAAUAAAUGGUCCGGCGACUGUCGGCCUCUUUCAACGCGAACCACCAAGCGAGUAACAUCUCCUUUUACAACAGCUCCGAAACCCUUCAAGUAUUUAUUAUAAUUUAGUUAACCAAUCGUUCCUCCGCGAGUAUCUCCGUUCGGUUCCGUCUACCUCAGCCACUCUUGCCGGUUAUAAUAUUGGCGACGAGGAAAAUCUACGAAAAGUGCGCGUGUGAGAAAAAAAAGUGCUGUUCCCCGGGCGAUUGCCGGAUAGGCAGUGUGCAGUUUUGCCUCCGGGGCGGAGCGCGAUUUAAACAGCAGCGAUAGCGGCGAUUGACGGCGGACAGGUUUUCCCCUUUGAAACUUAAGUCCGUGGAAGGGUAUUUACCGGAGCACAAUAAAUUUUCGGGUUUGGUAUUAUUGGAUUGUGGUAAGUUGUGUGGUGAUAUUGUUUCCGUGAUAUUGUUUCUUUUAUUUGAAAUUCAUAUUUAAAUAGUGAGAAAAGUGAUUUUUUUAUUUUGGUAUACAUUGCUCGUGAAAAAGUGCAUUGUGUUGAGUAACAAUUAGACAAAAGGCCGUUUAUCGCAUUAAUGGCGGAUACGCCUUAAAUUGAAACGGUUUUGAUAUAUUUAUUUGGUGAUUUUUUAUUUUUCUUGAUGAUCAAUGGAAGUAUGUUGCUUUUGAUAAAUUGUGCGCAAAUUAUUUAAAACCAAUUGAGAUAUUUAAUUUAAGGUGCUUAUAUGGUACCAUUUUAACAAAUUAUUUUGAAACAUUAAUCCGAAUUAUUUUGGGUUUAUUAUUUUAUAAAAUUUUAAUUAUUGGUUGGUUUUAAUAGCUAUAGAGAUUAUGUCGUACGUAGCAUCAAACAUCGAUCCGUACCGUAAGGGACAAUCUUUUGCAUCAUGGUUUAAGCGGUUAGGGUACCAUUUUCGUAUCAACAAAGAUAAAUUGUUGGGAAGACAAGACUGAUGACUCAGACCAAGGUGAAUUACAGUGCAUGCAUGUUUCUUCCAUUAACAAAAGUCAUCCAUGUUUACUAGAACUAGCUAUUCAAGGCAUCAAUAUGCAGAUGGAGAUUGAUAGUGGCUCCGACGUUUCUGUAAUUGGAAAGAAGCUAUUUUUGGCUAAAUACAAUGUUCCCCUUCAGAAAAGUUCUAAAACUUUAAUAGUGGUAAACGGUUCUUGAUUGAAAAUUGCUGGUGAAGUUAUAGUUUCGGUUAUUUUUCGGAAUAUAAAGGCAAAAUUAAAACUUCUAGUAUUGGAUAGUAAUCAUGAUUUUGUUCCUUUAUUUGGGAGAACCUGGUUGGAUGUUUUCUUUCCAAACUGGCGUAAUAGUUUUAAAAAACAAGUAACUGGAAACAGAAUAAUUGAACACAAGAACAACGACUUAAUGAAUUAUGUCAAGACUAAAUUGUCUGAUGUUUUCAUCAAAGAUUUUUUGACUCCUAUUAAAGGUAAUGAAGCCGAGAUGGUUUUAAAAUUCGACACACCUAUUUAUAGGAAAGCUUUUGACGUUCCCAAUGCAUUAAGGGAUAAUAGUGCCGAUAUUUGUUUGCGAUUCCCAUUGGAGCAGUCAGUUGCUGAUUUGGACAAAAAUUUUAGUGCUUGUGAUACUUCUGCUGUUAUGACAGAGCAACCAAAACAGUUGAUUAAUACGAAAUGGAUUCCUUCCACAAAACUUUUUGGUAGAAUACACCAAGGAUUUUUCUACUACAAACAUCACGUUCAUUUAUUGAACGUUGAUGGCUUUUCAAAUAAGAUGGAAGUUGAAUGGAUGAAAAAUAGAAAGGAAUGUGAAAAGAUUAUAAAACUACUGUUAGCAUAUUUGGCUAAAUUUGGGUUUCCAGACAGAAUGUCAGGUAAUAGUCCGUUAUUCAAUCCUCAUGAUGUCAAUAACUUUUUUGAGAGGCAAGGAAUAUGGGUUUUAAACAGUCCUCCGUAUAAUCUUGCUAUUAAUGGCAAGGCAGAGAGAAUAGUUCGUAUGGUUAAGGAUGUAAUGAAAAUGUUUCUACUUGACCCAAAAUGCUCAUACGCAAAAUUGGAGGAUCUAAUUGGACUAUUUUUAAUAAAUUUUAAAAAUGAUAUGACAAUGGAAGGAUUUAUUUCUUCUCAGAAGGUUUUAGGCUAUACUUUUAAAUUGUUAAUCUAUAUGAUUAAUGUAAAGCAAUACAACAACAACAGUAAAGUACCAUUAAUUAGCUGUGAUUAUCUCAAUGAUGAAUUAAUUACUGGAUCUAAUGAUGAUAUUGGCAAAAAUCAUAGAAAAGAUCUUUUGGACAGCCUGAUGGCUGAUGAUGCCUUAUGGUACAGGAACAGUAACCCUCAGGACAAAUGGUUGUAUGCUAAUUUUCGUAAACGUAUUUGUAAAAAUAUUUUACAGACUACAGUUGGAGGCGGAAUGACUGCCACGGCACUCCAAAGUCAAAUGAAGGCCGUUGGCGAUGCGCACGUCCGGAGAUGUCAAUCGAUGAUGGUACAUGUAGAUCCCUAUGUCGAUGAUCCCGAUCCAUUACCACAACGAGGAACGCGUGUCGAUGAGGAGUCAGCGAAAAGCCUUUCCGGGGAUUCUCGGAGUCAGCAUUGUGGGGGUUCCAGUCGCCGGUCAAGCCGCAUCGAAAGAAGAAUAAGUAAAUCGAAUUUGGCGCUCGAUGGCCUGCCAAGGUAUUCGAAAAGAAGAAAUUAUAUCAGAUGUGAUCGAAUAAUUGUUUGGUAAAUAUUUGAAAGUUACGUUUCCUUCUCAAGUCUUAUAGACUAUCGAAAGUCUUGAAAAACGGAAGGAUUGAUGUGUACCUUAAAAUAAUUUAAAUGUACAUUCCGUGUAUUUUAUGGUAACAUAAUUUAUAGCGAACGGUAAUGACCGAUACCGUUCUAAUAAAUGGUCCGGCGACUGUCGGCCUCUUUCAACGCGAACCACCAAGCGAGUAACAUCUCCUUUUACAACAGCUCCGAAACCCUUCAAGUAUUUAUUAUAAUUUAGUUAACCAAUCGUUCCUCCGCGAGUAUCUCCGUUCGGUUCCGUCUACCUCAGUCGCUCUUGCCGGUUAUAAUAGCAGCAUGUUAGUGUGUCCCGAGCUCCCCAUUGUAUGCGGUUUGACUAGUUGUCAAAAUAUGAAAUAGAACAUAUAGUAGAUAUCUAGUGCAUAGAAAGUUCUAAUGCUAUAUUAUUUGUUAUGUGAAGCACAGUUAGCGGAGUCGAAACUUGUAGUGGAGCAUGAAACUUAAAUGUAAGUAGAUUUGUAAUUACAAAAUCGUAACAACUAUUUAAAGCAAUAAAGUUGCAGUCUUGAAGCUGCCAAAACCACAAGCUGCUAUCAAGAGGUCUUCAUUGCUCCAGAGAAUCAACGCUAACAAACUUCAAGAAUUUAAUUUUAACCAAAGCUGGAGCAGCUAUGGGGCAUCCCGACGGUAAAAGUAGUAUCCGUAAAGAACGGAUGAUGCAUCGAUUGAAGUUACUGGAGGAACAACAUCAGCAGCGAAUGUCACAGUAUGAGGAAGAGAGUCGGCGUUCACGGGAAGAAUACCAACGGAAGCUGGAAGAAUUGGAGCAGGUUGGAAAGCAGUCUAUCAGUAGGGUACAUCUGUUCUACAAAACCA